Molecule: messenger RNA, 785 nt
Organism: Callorhinchus milii (elephant shark)
Lineage: Eukaryota; Metazoa; Chordata; Chondrichthyes; Chimaeriformes; Callorhinchidae
Gene: tgfa
Product: transforming growth factor, alpha
Exons: 6
Coding region: 34-504 (156 amino acids)
Biological process (GO): positive regulation of cell population proliferation; positive regulation of mitotic nuclear division; epidermal growth factor receptor signaling pathway
Source: RefSeq, a predicted model, not a curated record
CCUCCACACAGCACCCGAGAGCCUCGCAGUACAAUGUUCACUUUGUGUGUGGACGUCGCUCUUGUUAUAUCAGGUGUCCUAGUUGUUUGCAAUGCUGUGGAGAACACAACCUCAACAUUGACAGGUGCCCCUGUAGCCGCCGCUGUGCGCUCACACUUUUCCGACUGCCCUGACAGCCACCGGCAGUUCUGCUUCCACGGAUCGUGUCGCUUUCUGGUGCAGGAGGAGACGCCAGCUUGCAUAUGCCACUCGGGGUUUAUCGGGAUUCGGUGUGAACACGCGGACCUCCUGGCGGUGGUCGCAACUAAUCAGAAGCAGCAAACAAUCGCAACUUUAGUUGUGGUGUCUAUAGUCGUGUCAGUCCUUCUGAUCGCAGUUUGCGUCUUAAUACACUGCUGUCGAAAGCGCAGGAAAUGCGAAUUCUGCCAAACACUGUUCUCUCGCCACGAAAUCAGUCUCCUGAAGAGCGGAGCAGGAGGCAGUCACAGUGACACAGGAGUGUGAGAGGGAGCAUAAUGCACAGUGCUGGCCACGUGACGUACAACCGGCUCUACAUUGCCAUCAGAAGACAACACAACACAACAGGCAAAGGAACUUUCAUCUCUAGGAAGAGAGGGACACUUUGCUGAACAACCUCUUAAGAAGAUAUUUUAUAUUCGUGGGGAACUUUUUUUUAGUUUAAUUUAAUUGUAUUUUAUUAUUGUCCGCUUAACUUAUAGACACGUCGAAAUAAGGGCAUCACUUCCCCGCGUAUGUUGUAUAAUAAUAAUAAUACUUGCAUUUGA